AACAGGAACACAGUCGCUCGCCAGACUUGGUGUAGGUAGCAUCGGUCCGAGGUGGUACGCGUAAUGCGCGCCGCGGUGCACGCGUAUACGCGUAACGCGUUCAGCGAAUAGUGAUACAAUCUCGUGAAUCGUGAUCGCCCUCUUCUUCCCUACCUUGCCAUCUUCUAUAAUCUGUCGACAGGAGCCUUCCCGUACGUGCGCACAUUAUACCGUCGCUUCCGGAUCGUAAGUUGCCAAGUUGGACGAUGCGGGAGAUAGGCAAUCAGUCAGCAUAGUAGACGGCUCCCGAUCGACCGGGUUGCACGCUCACCAUCCUUCUCGAGAGUAAUAAGAGAGACCGGGCUACCCGCGAUGGCCACGACGGCGUCAACGGAGAAGAUGCAUCAGGACACGGAGGAAGACUUGCCGAAGAAGAAGCUUAUAAACAUGAAUCUCAUAUCGCUCAAGUGUCUUCUGUUCGUCUUUUUCGGAGGUAUCGGCUGUCUCUUCCCGUUUCUUCCGCUGCACAUGACCAAGGUGGGACUGAGCAUCGAAAACGUCAGAUUCGUGUCGAUGAUCUCGCCAGCGGUAGCGAUACUGGGGCCGCUGAUAGCGGGACCGAUCGCCGACAAGCUCGCCAGCCAUCAGAUGUCCAAUGAUAAAUCGUCAACCGGUCGUUACCUCCGCGUGAUGAUCGCCGUCGCCUGCAUCUUCUCGGCACUCUUCUACUCGCUGCUGAUGCUGAUUCCCGCGGUGGACCGCACGUUACCAGCCGGAGCAGGCCCGCGCUUCAAGUUCAAUUGCGAUUGGCGCGGUGCGAUGGUACGGCAAGAGAGGUGCAAGGAUCGUUUUGGCUGCCAUCGCUGGGCUGAUUAUGACAGCGGCGUGGGUGCCAUGCUGCUAAAAAAAUGUACCUACGCUUGCUAUCCAACUGGCUGGCGACGACACUUGGAACUGACCACGCGUACGACGACGACGUUCCGAAGCAACGUCGACGUCCAAGUCGAAACCGAUCUUUUCGACGGCAGUGGCGAGACUACCGUCGCCCCGUUGGAUAAUGCUGAACUCUAUGCGCAGGAGAAUCGUGACGAGGCGAAAAAAGCUCGUCGUUACGUCAUGAUCGAAUAUGAGCCGCCACACAUGUGCUACAAGGACGAGAACGAUAACAUCGUCUGUCACGUUUACACAGAGUACUCUGGCACGCUACCAGUGAACGGUAGCCUCGGACAGGCACUGAAUCCCGAAAACGAGGAUGAAUGGUGCGCGUAUCCCGUAGCCGAAUACUUUGCCUGUCGCAUACCACACAAACUAGAAGCCUCCAUGGCCCCAUUUAAUCAGAGUUGCUCCGUAGAAUGCGACCUGGUCGAUCCAUAUACUCUCGCGGGUAGCGUACUGGUGGAAAGCCGAUGCCAACAUACCGGAGUCUGGACGGAAGCGGCGUUCUGGAUGUACCUGUUUGUGCGAUCGGUCGCAGAUAUCUUCCCGACGACCGCUGUCGCCCUGAUCGAUGCAGCGGUGGUGAUUGCGACAAGGGAGACGUCGUGUGGUCGCGGCGACGUAGGACGCCAAUUGGCUUUCGGCUCCCUUGGUUUCGCCCUGCUAGGACCACUGACCGGCUAUCUGAGCACUCUGACGAGCAACAUCGGACCGGCUUAUUGGCUACCUCUCGUCCUACACGCCGUAUUGAUGAUCCUCGCGGCUAUCGUUGCUCUGUCGGCGGACGGCAUGCCCCUCAGUCCACCGGAAUGGUGGUGGCACACGAGAAGCGGCAUGCUGGCGUUGCCAAUGAGCGCUGUCAAGAGGUACGGCAGCGAAACCGUCGCCCUGAUCUUUGUCCUGCUAGUCAUGGGAACCUUUUGGAGCGCGAUGGAUAGCUACCUACCUUUGCAUCUGCAAAGAUUAGGAGGCGAUGAGCUUUCCAUCGGGGUCGCUAUGACUGUCGGGGCGAUACCUGCGUUCUUGUUCCUCUGGAAGUCUGAACAUCUUGUUGAUUACUGUGGACACAGUAAUCUUCUCAUCACUGCCUUUACAGUGUACAUAAUCAGAUUCACCGGACUGAGUCUCGUAUCUGAUCCCUGGUGGUCUCUCGUCUCGGAAGCUUUAGAAGUAUUCACCUUAGGAAUAAUGUGGGUUACCGCCAUUCUCUAUCUGAGACACUUGGUACCGCGUCAUUUGACCGUAACUGCCCAAGCGUGGCCUGUGAUAGCUCACUUUUGCAUCGGCCGAUGUCUCGGAUCCGUCAUCGGUGCUUAUAUCAAUCUCGGCGACGAGGACAUCGUACAAUCAUUGAGAUUCGUGUUUCGUUGUAUGGCGGUAGCAGCGGCCAUCGUUGCCAGUCUGUAUUUCGUAUUGUAUCAUGGAGUAUUGAAGCCGAGAUGCCAUGCACAUACCAUCCAGGGUCCUCGUCAACCCUCCACAAUCGUGCAAGCUGCCAUAAGGGAUUAUGAAUUGACAAUGAAUGGAAAUGGAAAUUACGCGCCGCUGAGAGUAUACCAUAAUGGAAUGGGCAAAAAGGGUCAAUUUCGAUACUGAGACGUUAUCUGUACGAACGAAUGAAGAGUUCUAGAAACAACACUGCAACAAUGAUUCCACAAUGCAACGUAUAAAUGUCAUCAGCGACCAAGUGCUGACCAAGUGUGUGUUCUCAAGUAUUUCGCGUUGCGUCGCAUUUAUCGUCAUUUGUUAAUUUAAGUCGACUCGACAUAUUACCGUUUCUAUUUCUUAACGUUAUUAUUUAAAUAAAUUAUUAUCACACAAGGAUCACUACUUGCUCAAGUACGUUCUAUGAGCUAUAUCAGUAUCUAUUUGUAACCAUAAAGCGUAAGCAUAUACAUAUAGCGAGCAGCAUAACGCGAAUAAUUUUCACGUAUCGCAGUAACAAAAAGAGAUAGGAAAACAUUUUUUAUGUCCACGAAAAACGUCCACGAAAAACGACAAGUAAUGUUUAUAAUAUUUCCUUAGUUUUCUAUUAUAAAUUCCUUUUUCUUUAAUACAAUUACUUUUACAUUCACAUAAAUCUUGUGAUAUAUACCUGAGGUAUAUACAAUUAAACAUGAAUAAACUUUUUUUGGUGAAAUUACAGCGAGAUUUACAUGCGUUUUCACAUGUAAUAUAAAUCCGAUAAGUAUAUCAAUAAAAAAGGUCUAUUUGAUUAGACAAAUGUUACGUUUCUGUGAGUUGAUAUAAAUGUAUACAAAAAUGAAAUAAAAACACGUUGGAGAGAAA
Trachymyrmex cornetzi is the source of this 3204-nucleotide messenger RNA. RefSeq lists its product as uncharacterized. NCBI's taxonomy places the organism in Eukaryota, Metazoa, Arthropoda, Insecta, Hymenoptera, Formicidae. The record is from RefSeq and is a predicted model, not a curated record. The coding region runs from base 352 to 2511 and encodes 719 amino acids. Gene Ontology annotation, cellular component: membrane. The transcript is spliced from 11 exons.